Panicum virgatum (switchgrass) is the source of this 1681-nucleotide messenger RNA. RefSeq names its product protein LOW PSII ACCUMULATION 1, chloroplastic. NCBI's taxonomy places the organism in Eukaryota, Viridiplantae, Streptophyta, Magnoliopsida, Poales, Poaceae. Bases 4 to 1029 code for a protein of 341 amino acids. The transcript has 2 exons. The record is from RefSeq and is a predicted model, not a curated record.
UUCAUGCGUGCUGAAAUGCAGGUGCACAACAGCACAAGAAUGGAUGCGGCUGGCUGCGUAAGGCCCAGGCUCUGUCCUUGCUGUUGCGAUUCCCGCCACAAAACCAAGCAGCGGUUGGAGGAUGAAAUCGUACCACUAUCCGUCAGCGAGACGCGGACCAGACGCUCUGGUCUGCACUCGGCCGGGGCAGGCAAGCACGCAGUCCUGCCGUCCCCGAGAUGGCGGCGUCUCUCCGGUCUCCCCCCUCCAUCUCCGUCUCCGUCCCGUGCGCUGCCCUCGGCGCCUCGCUUCACUCCUCGCUGCCGUUUUCCCGCAAGCCAUCGCUCCCCUGCGGCAGAGCAUGCCGCGCCGGCGUCCGCUGCUCCGCCGCGAACAAGCCCUCCCCUCCUCCCCCCACCGCCCUGGACAGCAGCGAGCUCCAUGGCGAGGAUACGGAGUGAGGUGCUGUCCCCGUUCCGGUCGGUGCGGAUGUUCUUCUACCUCGCGUUCAUGGCCAGCGGCGCGCUGGGCGGGCUCAUCGCGCUCACGCAGCUCCUCCCCGCGCUGUCCAACCCUGCGAGGGCCGGCGGCGCCGCCGAGACGCUCAAGGGCCUGGGCAUCGACGCCGCUGCCGUCGCGCUCUUCGCCUUCCUCUACUCGCGCGAGAGCAAGGCCAAGGACGCCCAGGUGGCCAGGCUCGCGCGGGAGGAGCGCCUGUCCAGGCUCAAGCUCCGCGCCGGCGCCGGGGACGGCAGCGGCAGGCCGCUCGCGCUCGGCGAGCUGCGCGGCACCGCGCGGCUCGUCAUCGUGGCGGGGCCCGGGGAGUUCGUCGCCGAGUCGUUCCGCCGGAGCCAGCCGCUCCUGAGAGAGCUCGCGGAGAGGGCCGUGCUGGCGGUGCCCUUCGCCACGGACGGGAACGCGCCCGAGCUCCGGGUCGACGAGGGCGUCGUCGUCGUCGUCGACGACGACCUUGCCAGGAGGAGCAGAAGGCUCUGGCAGCUCAGGCCGGUGUACACCACCGAAUGGGCACAGUACGACGAAACACGCUGAACUUACCACACACAACAAUGUCCGAACACACCUUGCUUAGUCUCGCGUUGAUUGCAGCUUCUUGUGCCUGAUGAUUUGCAGAUGGUUAGACGAUCAGAAGAAGCUGGCCGGCGUGCCGCCUGAUUCCCCCGUGUGAGCGCCUCGAGACUCGAGUCGCCUAGUUUCCGAACGUUUUUUCUGAAGAUUUUUUAGCCCUGUCAGGUUGCAUCGACCUGUUCUUCUUACCCUGGCUGUCUGCUUGCUUGUGUUCGUGUGUUGCAUUUGCAGGUACCUCUCGCUCCGGAUGGACGGGCGCGUCCGCGGCAGCGGCGAGGGAUACCCGCCAUGGCAAGCGUUCGUGGCGCAGCUGCCGCCGGUGAAAGGGUUGUGGUCGGGCCUUCUUGACGGGAUGGACGGCAGGGUGCUCUAGACCAACAUCGCGAGAAGCCACCCGUUUAGCGGUGACUUGUUUAGCUAGAUGUGACCAGUGCUUACAAGGAUUUUUUUUUCUUUACUUGUUGUUCAACAGAGUUGAAAUGGAGAACGUAUUAGCAUAGGAGCACACGGGCGUAAUAUCAGUUAAAGACAGACACCGGGUGUGUAGCCAUCAUCAUCGUGCCUACAUGUAAUACACACCCAUUUCGAUUCAGCUAACAAAUUUGUCACUGCUAUA